AUACUUUUUGUUUCAGAAUCUAAGAAUCUCAUGCAUAGUAAUUACGGAAAAGAUUUUUUUUUAUAUUUGACAUUUCUAGUAACAAUCUGCAUCAUCUCGUAUUCGAUGAUUAAUCCAACUAAUUAUUAUCUGAAUUCUGCUUUGGAAAAAAUAUUUAUAAGAUCGCAACUGGAUGAUGAAGACGAUAGAGAUUUUACUGAAACAAAAACAAUCAGAGAUUUUUGGAAGUUUUUAGAACAUGUUCUAAUUAAUAAUCUCUAUUGGGAAUCUUGGUAUAAUGGUGAACCUCUUGAAAAUAACGAAGGAAUAUACUACACAACACAGUUACUGGGCACUCCCAGACUAAGACAGCUUCGUGUUAAGAACGAUUCAUGCAAAAUCCACGAAGAAUUUAAAACAAGAGUCAAAGAAUGUUUUUCUCCUUAUAGUUUAUCUGCCGAAGAUACCAAACCAUUUGGUCUAAUGAAUGGAACUGC
Messenger RNA from Centruroides sculpturatus (bark scorpion), 476 nucleotides. Its product is annotated as polycystic kidney disease 2-like 2 protein. Gene Ontology annotation, cellular component: membrane. Gene Ontology annotation, biological process: detection of mechanical stimulus. The annotation marks the transcript as partial. Gene Ontology annotation, molecular function: calcium channel activity. The transcript has 3 exons. Lineage: Eukaryota; Metazoa; Arthropoda; Arachnida; Scorpiones; Buthidae. The record is from RefSeq and is a predicted model, not a curated record.